ACCUUCAACAGAUAUGACCAUCAAAUGACUAUCAUUUGCUAUUUAAAUUGAUUGAAUAAUUAUCGUCACUAUGACGAAGCACUUUGAUUUUAGUAGGUAGUAUAACAAAGUCUGGAAUCAGUGCAACAAGCGUCAGUUACCUUACCCACCGUUUCGAGACUCGUACGCAACUGAUCGAACAUGGAAAAGAUCAAAUUCUACAGCAACUUGCUGAGCCCACCGGGUAGGACGGUUCAACUAACCGCGUGCGCGAUUGGCCUUGAUCUUGAAUUUCACUCAGUGGAUGUCUUGAAUAACGAGCACUUGUCGGAGGAGUUUAUCAAGAUGAACCCACAGCACACGAUACCUGUGAUCAACGACAACGGCAGGGUCUUUUACGAUAGUCAUGCGAUUGCCAUUUAUCUCAUUUCGAAAUAUGCACCCAAGAACAGCCUUUAUCCGCAGGAUUUGAUAAAACAAGCAAAAAUCAAUGCAAUUUUGCACUUUGAGUCAGGAGUUUUGUUCGCAAGGCUGCGUUUCCUUAUUGACAAGGUUAGAGAAGCUACCGACAUGUCACAGGUCCCCCAAGAUCGGAUAGAUUAUGUCCUGAACGCGCUGAGCCUUUUAGAGGCUUUACUAGUCGACAAAUAUUUGGCAGGAAACGAGAUGACUAUUGCAGAUAUAAGCUGUUCAACAAAUAUCAAAUUGCUAGGUAAAACAUGAACCGUGUAAAAGAAGUGUAAGUAUGAGUUGUGGUACGGACAACCGUGAUCGUUUCGAAAUUGUGUUUUGAGGAUUCAGCUACAUUGGAGGCAAAUCUAUAAACCUAGCGAGAUGUGUUAUGAUCGGUUUGUGUCAUGCAAUCCGGUCUCAACAAGAUAAGAUGAGAACAGCUAUAUAAAAAUCACUUUAAGGAUGAAGAACAUAAAUUAUAAAAUUACUACCAAACGUGUAUUGAAAUUAAGCAAUAAUGAACAGACCAGCCAAAAACGCACAAUGCUGAAAGCAUUUAAUAAAUAUUGCACAUAGCCCGCUUAUGAUAAGAGAAUUGAUCUUCCAGAAGUAUUAUGUGAGCAAUAAGUAAAAACUUUCGUUUAUUCGUCACAUAAAGUAGCAAAAAUUAUGAACAGAAAAACGAUACAAAAACUUACUAAAUUUGAUAACCGCAUCAAGCAAUUUGAAUCGAAAUAAUGUUCACAAAGACGCGCUGUUGAUCUUCAAUUUCAACCACCAAUGAACUUAGCGACGGAUGAAUUCGAACUGAUCGUGUUUCGAAAACACACUGCUUCCAUCCCCAGUGUCCAUUCCUUACUGAUACAGCUGUAUUGGUUGUCCUAAUUAUGUAAAGGAAUUCAGAAUCAACACAAACACAGUUUAUGUCGGUUUCGCUUGGCGUUAUCCUUUCGUUGAGUGUAUUGCAAGCACUUUCGUUCGUUUCAAGGUAGCUUGUAGAGCCGCUUAACCCAAGCGAUCAGUUCUUGUUUUUUGUUUGGGGAAACAAUAUGUUUCAAAGCAUUGCUGAUAGCGCAGCUCAUAUCCGCUAGCGUUUAUUUUGUCCCAAUUGUCGUUCAGCAAACGCUUUUGCUCUAGGAGAUUCAUGCGGAUCCUUUACGCAAAUUCAAAAGAUGGCUAACAUCUAAUAUUUGAAUAACAACUUAUACAUUCUCAAGCGUCUGCUCCCAGCAAACAGAAACAGAUAGCGGCCACAACUUCAUUUCAAUACAAGUUUCCCAUUGGUGGCCACAUAAUUUUUUUAUUGUUGUCUUGAAUUUGACUGUCUCAUAUUUGUGGACGAUUAACGGAAUUCGCUGGUUGUUACUCAACAGAUAUAUUUGCAUUGUCAGGAAUGAUAAGGUAUAAUUCGAGAUACAAAAAAAUUUUUAGAGGGUUGAGUCAAAACCACGACCGCAUUGUUGAAGUAGGACUACGAAAUUAUUUUAUUCAAUUCGCUUGUUCACCACUUUCGAUAUUAUACUUUAAAUAGAAUUGUUGUUGGUUCUGAAAAAGGACGAUGGUUUGCGUGAAUUCAUA
Toxorhynchites rutilus septentrionalis is the source of this 2010-nucleotide messenger RNA. Its product is annotated as glutathione S-transferase 1-like. Gene Ontology annotation, biological process: glutathione metabolic process. Gene Ontology annotation, molecular function: glutathione transferase activity. The coding region runs from base 181 to 702 and encodes 173 amino acids. Lineage: Eukaryota; Metazoa; Arthropoda; Insecta; Diptera; Culicidae. The record is from RefSeq and is a predicted model, not a curated record. The transcript is spliced from 3 exons.